Molecule: messenger RNA, 1599 nt
Organism: Monomorium pharaonis (pharaoh ant)
Lineage: Eukaryota; Metazoa; Arthropoda; Insecta; Hymenoptera; Formicidae
Product: potassium channel subfamily K member 13-like
Exons: 5
Coding region: 53-1330 (425 amino acids)
Biological process (GO): potassium ion transmembrane transport; stabilization of membrane potential
Cellular component (GO): membrane
Molecular function (GO): potassium ion leak channel activity
Source: RefSeq, a predicted model, not a curated record
GGGGAUCGCGUGCAGCAGCCACGGGCUGUCGGAAAGAUGAGAGUCACCGGUGAUGUGCUUGUGCGGAGGCCUCGCGGAGGACAACGCCAGGAUCAUCCUCCUUGCCGUUGUCCUGGUAGCGUACAUGCUCGCAGGCGCGGCCCUCUUCGAAAGGCUAGAGAGCGAUCUCGAAAUACGACAGGCCACGGAAUUCUGGCGAGUCUACCACGCGUUUCGAAGGCAUCAUCUACGAGGUAGUCCUUUGGCCCUGCAGAGGCUGCACGAAUUGCUGUAUGCCUACGGCAACGCUUCCACUACCGGCAUCAUUAACAAAAGACGCCGCUGGGAUUUUCCCGGUAGCUUUCACUUUGUCGGCACCAUAGUUUCUACGAUCGGGUACGGAAGCACCGCGCCUCAGACAACAGCGGGUAAAGCGGCUGUCGUUCUUUAUGGUUUCUUCGGUUGUUCCGGUGGCAUCUUAUUCUUCAAUCUUUUUCUGGAGAGGAUCAUUACUUUCCUGGCGUGGAUUUUGCGCAGCUGGCACAUACGUCGACUGAGAAAACGUCUUCGCAGGACCACAUCCCGACGAAUCUCUAAGUCGUCGAGCACUCAGAGAUCAUCUCUGCCGGAUAUCCUUGACGACGACGACGACCAUGUGAACCUGGACCAAUGGAAACCGAGUGUGUACUGGGUCAUGCUCUAUUUAUCCAUCACCUCCUGCAUCGUUGCCUGUUGUGCCGCUGCACUUUAUGCGCCGCUGGAGGGUUGGGAUUAUUUUGACGCGUUGUACUUUGCCUUCGUUAGCUUCACCACUAUCGGGUUCGGCGACUUUGUUAGCACGCAAAAACCAAGCUACCCUUACGUACAUUGGUACAGAUUCACGAACUUCAUAUUCCUCGUGAUGGGAUGUUGCUGCAUAUACUCGCUGCUGAACGUCACGUCGAUCGUGAUAAAACAGGGCCUGAAUUAUGUGAUACACAAGUUACAAUACUGUGGUAACCGGGAUGUAGCAGCGCCGUAUUUACCGAGGAGGCAGUCCUCCGUGUCGACCGUAUAUUAUUCAAAGAGGAGACCGACGAGGCUCGUUGGCAGGGAUUCGAUCAGGGCGGAGGAUAAUUCGGAGACGCCUCGUAGGAUGUCAGGCGAGAUGAUUUCCAUGAAAGAUUUUCUAUCCGCAAACAAGGUCUCCCUGGCUGUGAUGCAGAAGCAGUUGUACGAUGCCGCGCAGAAGCAAAGGGGUGGAGGAUCGCUCGCCGCUACGCCAAAUCAUCAGGUGUUGAAGCCCGGAGCAGUAGGUCCGCUCGCGAUCGCCAGCGAGAAGUUUGAGAGCAAAAGCACGAUAAACAGAUAGAAAGAUCACGGCACGAAAUAGAGGCUGAAAUAAACAUAUAAAUACAGCACAUCUGUAUUAGUCUAUUUUUCACGUUUAAGUAACUGUUUGCAAAAGACAUGCUAAUUUUUAAAGCAAAUUCGUCAAUAUUUUAUGUGCUAAUGUCUAAAAAUUAUUAAGUUAAAGUUAUAGAAAUUAGUCGUAAUAUUUUUUUAAACGCAAUACCUUUAUAUCCAUGAUUCGCUGUAUUGUAAUUCCUAUUGAACGUAAUAAAGGAUCGUUGUAUCGCU